ACCGUUCAGCUUCGGGCAGACAUGGCAAUCUGCUACCCCAUGGCUGUGGGGCUCAGUAAGGGCCACAAGGUGACGAAGAACGUGUCGAAGCCCCGGCAGUGCCGCCGCAGAGGGCGCCUGACCAAACACACAAAGUUUGUGCGAGACAUGACCAGAGAGGUCUGUGGCUUUUCCCCCUAUGAGAAGCGUGCUAUGGAAUUGCUGAAAGUUUCCAAGGACAAACGUGCUCUGAAGUUCAAAAAGAAAAGGGUUGGUACUCACAUUCGGGCCAAGCGAAAACGUGAAGAGCUCAGCAAUGUUCUGGCAGCCAUGAGGAAGGCUGCUGCCAAGGAGGAUUAAACAGAAAGGGAAGAACAGCAU
Gopherus flavomarginatus (Mexican gopher tortoise) is the source of this 360-nucleotide messenger RNA. RefSeq names its product 60S ribosomal protein L36-like. Gene Ontology annotation, biological process: cytoplasmic translation. Bases 22 to 339 code for a protein of 105 amino acids. NCBI's taxonomy places the organism in Eukaryota, Metazoa, Chordata, Testudines, Testudinidae. The transcript has a single exon. The record is from RefSeq and is a predicted model, not a curated record. Gene Ontology annotation, cellular component: ribosome; cytosolic large ribosomal subunit. Gene Ontology annotation, molecular function: structural constituent of ribosome.